CAGGAGUUUCGGGCGCUACCACUUCCGGAGGGGAGGGGUUUCUAUCACCUGUAGCCUCCCUGCUGCUCUUCUCCCUGACCAGGAAGUGGCGCCUCCUUCUGCUUUCACAUGCAGCUUCUGCUUUUUUGUUUAUCGCAGUCAGUGUUUUCAGUGAAGGUGCGCACGUCCUCCCAGUAUGACUGACAGGAGGAACUACUAGAGGCCCCCGCUGCCGAGUCACCUGGCCAGGACACAAUAUGAGGAUGCGGUUAUUACAUUCCAUUUCCAUCCUGAUAUCAUAACCCAUUGUGUGGCACGUGGACAUGAACCCGCACCCUCGACGAAUUCGUCUUAAGCCAUGGUUGGUGGCACAGGUGGAUAGUGGAAAAUACCCAGGGUUACAUUGGGAAGAUCAGGACCACAAGCUGUUCCGUAUCCCCUGGCGUCAUGCGACUCGCCACAUACCAACACACGAUGAUGAAAACACCAUAUUUAAGGCCUGGGCCGUGGAAACUGGAAAAUACCAAGAGGGCAAGGAUGAGCCGGACCCUGCAAAAUGGAAGGCAAAUCUGCGCUGUGCUCUGAACAAAAGCAGAGAGUUCAAACUUCUGUAUGAUGGCACCAAAGAAACUCCCAUGCAACCGUUCAAGAUCUACCAGCUAUGUGAUCUCCCCGGACAAAGUGAAGAGCCCUUGGCGGAUGACAAUGGAUGUGAUGAAGAGGAAGAGAUUGAUCGCAUGUUCCCAAUGCUGGACAUUGGUGAUCCACUGCCGCCUUACAUCUGGCCUAAAUCUGAGCCCACUUUUAGUUCAUGUGGAAACCUCUUACAGCAUAACCUGACCUCAACAGAAGCUGCUGUAAAACCAACUGCCCCCGGAGGGUACCCUGGUGUGGAAUUAUCUCCCCAAGGCAUGGUGCCACAACCAGUAGUUCUUCCCCCUCCAGAACUAGUUCUUGCAGAGAGUAUGGAACCAGCUCAAGAUCCUGCACUUCCUAUACAAGGCGUGAUGACAGCCCCCAUUGAACAAGGCAUACCUGAGUUACUUAUUAGUCCACAAAUGCUGCCAUUGACUGACUUGGAAAUAAAGUUCCUAUACAGAGGGAAGCAAGCAGGAGCGAUGACUGUUAGUAACCCGCAUGGCUGCCGCCUUUUUUACAGUAACCUUGAGCCAACACCAGAGCAAGUGGAACUGUUUGGUCCUACUACUCUGGAACAAGUUCGGUUUCCUGGAACAGAUGAAAUUAGCAACGAGAAACAGAAGUUCUACACUAACCAUCUUCUGGAUGUUAUGGACCGAGGGCUUAUCCUUACCCUGCAAGGGCAGGAUAUCUAUGCCAUCCGUUUGUGCCAGUGCAAAGUGUUCUGGUCUGGACCAUGUGCAAACAACCUAGGUGGACCCAACCCUAUAGAAAGAGAGAAAAGAAUCAAAGUUUUCAGCCUAGAGACCUUUUUAAAUGAGCUCAUUGCGUGCCAGAAAGGACAGACCAAUGCACUGCCUCCAUAUGAGAUCUUUUUCUGCUUUGGGGAGGAAUGGCCAGAUCGAAAACCUAAGGAGAAAAAGCUCAUCACUGUGCAGGUUAUUCCUGUAGCUGCCCGUUUACUAUCUGAAAUCUUCACAGGAGAAUCCUCCUGGUCUGCAGAUAGUAUAAAGCUCCAGAUCUCACAUCCAGACCUUAAGGAUAAGAUGGUGGAGCAAUUUAAGGAACUUCACCAGCUGUGGCAAAGCCAGCAGGCCCAAGCUAUGGGCCCAGAUGGAGGAGGAGUUAAUGCCGGAGCAAAUUUAGGCUCUGGGCCCUGGCCUAUGCAUACAUGAAACAUGCGGUAACAAGACAUGUAGAAUGUGGUUUGUGAACCUGUAUUUGGCUCAGCUACGGAGAAAACUGUUACUGAGCCAGAGCAUUCCAGUGAAAUACUCUUCAUCUACCAUAGAAGAAAAAAGCACUGAGAGGUUUAUGUGCUCAAGUCAUGUAGUUGCCUGGGAUGGUAAAAGAGAAUGAUCUAAGCUUGCUUCCAUUGCAGAACAUCUCAGGAAUAGUGUCUCCUAAUUCUUUGAGGGAAAGAUUGUUCGUGAAUUUCUCUAGCGCAAUCAACCAGUGCUCGCGGUUUGUUGUCCAUCCUCCAUGAUGUUUAUGAAGAAAUGGCAGCAGUGAUCUACUUCACCCUGAUGGCAAAAUAUUGUAAUUUAGUACUAUGCAUAUCAGUGGUCAUACUUCGUGCUCCAUUCUAAAAUCAGUGGAAAAUAGAAGAGGAACAGAAUAUAUUUGGAAAUAAUUUCCAGUUCUGCUUCUUGCCUGCUGCCUUCUGCUGAGAACGUUCUACACAGCUAAAGGACAAAUAUCAAGUUACUGCAGAGAAACUAGGAGUUUUCAAUUAUUAUUAUUAUUAUUUUUUUAACAGUAAGAAUCCACACUUAAGGUACAAUAAUAAGCAAUUUAGAUUAAAGAUGAUCCAUCAUGUGGAUGCAAGCAAAAUAAAGGGGUUGCCAGGGGAAAACGUAGACAAUCUUAUCCAUGAGCUUUUCUGGUGUUGCAGUUCAACCCCAUUCACUUGCGUGUGGGUUACCGAUCACGGCUCAAGGGAAAUUGUGCUUGCUUGAAUUCCACAACCCCAUCUCACACUGGGGGAACAAGACCACCACUGAUCUAAAGUGAAUAGCCUAUCCUAAGGAUAGGCCAUCAGUCCCAUAUUACUGCUUUAAUGAUUUUAUCAUGCAUUGUUUUAAGAGAAUAUGCUCAAUUGCAAAAAUCUGCACAGAACUCCCAAUUUUUUAUUUUAUUUUUAGAAAUAAUCAGUUACUGCACCUGAUUUUAACAUUUACACUUUGGACCUGCAUUUUAUAUUUCUUUUAAAUAAGAUUCUCCUGAUGCUAGAGCUACACAUAGAGUGCCAAUAUGCAUCUAUGGAUGAGUACUUAGUGGAGACCAUUGUUAAAACAGCUUUGUGCAGUCAAUUUCUUGACUGAGUCUUCUGUACACUUUAUAUGCAAAAAUAAAAUAAAUUUGCAAAGAUG
Bufo bufo (common toad) is the source of this 2990-nucleotide messenger RNA. It is a transcript of the gene IRF5, whose product is annotated as interferon regulatory factor 5. Gene Ontology annotation, biological process: regulation of transcription by RNA polymerase II; immune system process. The transcript is spliced from 9 exons. Gene Ontology annotation, cellular component: nucleus. Bases 303 to 1793 code for a protein of 496 amino acids. The record is from RefSeq and is a predicted model, not a curated record. NCBI's taxonomy places the organism in Eukaryota, Metazoa, Chordata, Amphibia, Anura, Bufonidae. Gene Ontology annotation, molecular function: RNA polymerase II cis-regulatory region sequence-specific DNA binding; DNA-binding transcription factor activity, RNA polymerase II-specific; protein binding.